AGAAAAUGGGUUUUGGUAUAGAUCCACGUCACAGGCGAUUUUUUACCCCCCUUCUCUAAUGUCAAGUUUUGUUGUUUUUCACCUGUCAAUUUGCAAUUUACGGACAAUCACUCAGGCUGCAGAUCAAAACAUAUUUUUGUCUCUUAGUUUCUUUUGAUUUUAUCAUCAUACCCAUAAUCCACUUUCCUGGCUUUUCUAAAAUAGAUCAAAAAGUUAUACCCCUCGCCCUGUGUCGGUGCCCCGCAUCAGUUUUCAAUCGCAGAUCCAGUCGCACCUCGUGACUCGAUCUAGCAUCAACAAGGAAUUGGCUUCCAGGGCCUCCAUAUCUUGAGCCUCAGGAUUGCCCACCGCGAAUUGAGGACGACGCUACUGUGAGGUAGAAAUCGAUUCGCUCUUCCUGCCCAUCACAUAUUGGACAUUUCUGCUCUUUCGCCAUUGAGCAACAAACAUCGGCUCCGAAUCAUCACAGCCCAUCAGCAUCAUGGACAAGAUCACAGACAAGAUAGCGGCAUUGCCGCCAGAUGCCUCUUAUUUUUCCCUAGAGUUCUUCCCUCCAAAGACAGCCAUGGGUUUCUCCAACCUACGGGAUCGUCUUGACCGAAUGGCUCGCGCCCUUCGUCCCCUCUUUGUCAACGUUACUUGGGGUGCCGGUGGUUCAACCGCCCAGAAGUCUCUGGAGCUGGCAGAGAUCUGCCAGCGAGAACUUGCUUUGACCACAUGUUUGCAUCUUACUUGCACGAACAUGAGCCGAAAGCUGAUUGACAAAGCGCUGGAGGAUGCCAAAGCCUUGGGUAUCAGGAAUAUCUUGGCGCUCAGGGGUGACCCGCCUCGCCCGGGGGAGUACGCCAUUCCCGACGACUCGGAGGGAGACGUCAACGAAUUCACCUGGGCAAUUGAUCUGGUCCGAUACAUAAAGCUGAACCAUGGAGACUACUUUUGCGUCGGUGUUGCCGCCUAUCCGGAGGGCCACGCCGAGGAGAGCCAUCCAACCAACCAGAGUCUGGAGCAUGACCUGCCAUAUUUGGUGGAGAAAACGCAGGCCGGCGCCGACUUUAUAAUAACUCAGCUCUUCUUUGACAUCAGUGCAUAUGAAAAGUUUGAGAAGACCCUGAGAGAGCACCCAAGCGGUGCCUUCAAGGACAUCCCCAUCAUACCAGGGUUGAUGCCCAUUCAAAACUACCAGAUGAUCAAGAGGACGACCAAGCUCAGUCAUGCCAAGAUACCAGAUCCCCUCAUGGCACGUCUGGACGCGGUGAAGAAGGACGAUGAGCAGGUCAAGAAGGUUGGAGUGGAUAUCAUCAGCGAGUUGGUUGACCAAGUCAAAGAGGUCAAGAACAGAAGCUCUGGCCCCAAAGGCUUCCAUUUCUACACACUUAACCUGGAGAAGGCCGUUUCAUUCAUCGUCGAGCGUACAAACCUCAUCCCAGCGACUACACCAGAUGACGAUGAAGUCGCCGUUGUUGACGACGUAGCUUUGCCGUCUAUCCAUCUCAACGGCGCAACACCAGCCAAAGACCAUCUGUCGGUAUCGUCACUUCACCCGCCAACGCACACCAACUCCCGCAGACCGUCAACCAUCGGGUCCGAUCCGCGCAACCGUGUUAUUGUUAGCAGUGGCCGCCCAGCUUCCCACCCAGACUACGAAGCUACCGGGUUUGAAGCCAGCGUGCCCGCACAGGCAAUCAACAGCCGCGCCAACACCCUCGCCAUCUCUGAGGGCGAGGGCGUCCUGGGUAGGGAGGCAACUUGGGACGACUACCCCAACGGAAGAUGGGGUGAUGCUCGUUCGCCCGCUUACGGUGAAAUCGACGGCUACGGAGUCAGCUUGCACAUGUCGGGGACACAGGCCGUCCAACUCUGGGGCAGACCGGCUACAGUGGAGGACGUCAGCAACAUAUUCAUGCGCCACCUAAGAGGUGCACUGCCCGCCAUCCCAUGGAGCGAGGAGGAAUUCAACGCAGAGACCGAGACCAUUCGUGACACGCUGUUGGCACUCAAUUCGCGCGGAUGGUGGACCGUCGCCAGUCAGCCUGCCGUCAACGGUCUGAGAUCCAACGACAGGACUUUUGGCUGGGGUCCGCAGAAUGGGUUCGUCUUCCAGAAAGCCUUUGUCGAGAUGUUCCUGCCAAGCAAGGACUGGAAGGCGCUCCGCGAAAAGCUGCUGAGUGAAAAGGACGUUGUCUGCUUCUACGCUAGCAAUGCCAAGGGAGAUUUCGAAUCGUCGGAUGGCGGCGGCGAUGCCCCUGAUGGCGCCCCCACGGGUAACGGGUUUGCGGACGAGCAGCCACUCCCCAGCGGUAGCAGUACGAACGCCGUCACUUGGGGCGUUUUCCCUGGCAAGGAGAUCGUCACACCGACGAUCAUCGAGGAGGUCAGCUUCCGGGCCUGGAGCGAGGAGGCGUUUGGCAUCUGGGCAGAGUGGGCAAAGGUGUACGGAAAGGAUUCCCCGAGCGAGAAGCUGCUAGAGUCGCUGCGGGCUGACUUGUGGCUUGUCAACAUUAUCCACCAUGACUACAUCGAGAAGGAGGCUUUGUGGGAUUUGUUACUGAAAUGAUAAGUGUUGCGCUUUGAAGGGGCGACAGCUGGAACCAUAUGCCGGGGUAAACAAAAGGAAAUUCAAGGUAGCAAGGAAGCGCCGAUACCAUACGAUUCUUUCCAGGGUGCGUUUCGCUUGACAAGUGGAUGGAUGUUGUGGCGUCUUAAAGUGGCUUGAUUUAGGCAACUGUCAGAUACGGUGUAGUUGUGCAUUCUAUCGGCCGAGACGACUGUUGUUCGUGCCAAGAAACCGAUUGUGUCCCGGACGGAUGGCUCCAUCUCGAGAUCUCCCCUAUCGAGACCCCCACGAAGGAUCAUCUCAACUUUGGCUUGAUCAAGAUCUGAAAUAAUUACCCAAAUCAGAUUCUGAUAGACAGAGUUUGUUCGUUGGUUAAGUGGGGCCAAAGACCAGGCAUGUCGCCGUAUACACAUCCUGUCAAGUUUGCUGAGUUGUUGGCCAUGUUAGGAUAACCCAACCGAGACAGGCCCCGUUACGCUCUACGGUACACGUCAAAUCACAGGCAAGAUCAAAAUUUGUUGAUAGGUUGACCUUUGCCAGUUGGCCAAAGCAUCCCCCCAUGCACAUUGAUGGGGUUAGCCGUGCCCUACGGAGUAACGACAUAAACUCUUGGCAAGAUCGAAGCUAGGAAGGCGAUUCCGUGCAAAUGGCUCAGACACGGAAGCUGGAGAUGUUUCCCGCAUACGCCAUGGUGACAUUUUACCGAUGGGACGGGAUGGAAGAAAAAACAGAAAAAGAAUUCUGGCAGCGGGAGGCGAGGGAAAGGGGCCCCGAUCAAGCAAUGUGAAGAGUGGACCUUUGGGUGCCAUGAUGACCUUUAGCCGUAGUCGGAUUGGGACAAUGGCUUACCGGUAGUACUGUACAGUAGAAAAGAAAGAAAACAAAAUAAAAC
Pyricularia oryzae 70-15 is the source of this 3446-nucleotide messenger RNA. RefSeq names its product methylenetetrahydrofolate reductase 2. Gene Ontology annotation, molecular function: FAD binding; methylenetetrahydrofolate reductase [NAD(P)H] activity. Gene Ontology annotation, cellular component: cytosol. The transcript has a single exon. The coding region runs from base 482 to 2554 and encodes 690 amino acids. Lineage: Eukaryota; Fungi; Ascomycota; Sordariomycetes; Magnaporthales; Pyriculariaceae. The record is from RefSeq and is a predicted model, not a curated record. Gene Ontology annotation, biological process: tetrahydrofolate interconversion.